AUGGACAUUCGCUCGAAUAUUAUAAAUUCCAUGAUAUUCUCAUUAAAACGAUGCACGAACAAGAAUAAAUAUGUUCUUCUGUUAAAUGAGCUCCUUUCGCUUUUCCCACUGCAUGCCGAAAAGAGCCUAAGAUUGUGUCUAAAAUCUAAAAUUAAAAAAUAUACCUUGAUAAAGGAGAAGGGUUCUACUAAGGAUUAUCCGUUAUAUACAAAUCAGUUCAGAGGGAAUAAAAGAAGGUACUGGAAAAAUUAUGAUGAAUGUUUGAGUGAUUCCACUUAUGUUGCUACAGCACAGAAAAGGAAGAAGGGCAUUAUAGGAAAACAUAUACUUAGAAAUUUAAAAAAAAAAAAAAGUAAAAAAACUCCUUUACAUUUUUUUGUAGUUUGUGGAAAUAACCAGAAAUAUCUUGUAUUCAAAAAUUUCUGUUCAUGUUUUUACUUUAAAGAAAAAGUAUUAUGUAAUGAUAGUGACAUAAUGUGUAAGCAUAUUCUAUCUGUCCUUUUGGCGGAAAGUUUUAAUAAUUAUGUUAAUAUUUUUUUAGAUUCGAGUUUGUUUUUUGAUUGGUUCAUGAAAAAGUUACACACUUGA
Messenger RNA from Plasmodium gonderi, 588 nucleotides. RefSeq names its product zinc finger protein. The record is from RefSeq and is a predicted model, not a curated record. Lineage: Eukaryota; Apicomplexa; Aconoidasida; Haemosporida; Plasmodiidae. Gene Ontology annotation, molecular function: zinc ion binding. The transcript is spliced from 2 exons. The coding region runs from base 1 to 588 and encodes 195 amino acids.